Annulohypoxylon maeteangense is the source of this 1245-nucleotide messenger RNA. RefSeq lists its product as uncharacterized. The coding region runs from base 1 to 1245 and encodes 414 amino acids. The record is from RefSeq and is a predicted model, not a curated record. NCBI's taxonomy places the organism in Eukaryota, Fungi, Ascomycota, Sordariomycetes, Xylariales, Hypoxylaceae. The transcript is spliced from 4 exons.
AUGAGCGUCGUUGGUGAUACUAGCCAAAGGAUCCUAGCAACUAAGAAAGCCAUCCGUUUUGUGAGUUGCUAUGCUUCCAAGUGGCCACGCUUCAUGCAAACGAGCCAGGUUUGGAUGUCGUCGAAUUGGAUCCACCUCCACUUUCAUCUUCGUGUCCUGUCAGCCGGGAAGCAGUACUUGCCGAGCGUCUAUCAGUAUCGCCCGAAGAAUGGACUUCGACCCGCUCGCUUCUCCGGCAAACUCACUUCACUUAGCGGCACAGAUGAUAUUGGCAUCGCCGAAGAAAGAUUCUCUGUUGCUGUAGUCACUUCUCAUACGGCAGAUAUGCCGUUAUAUACGAUUAUUUACCUUAGCGAUUCUGGCUACCGGCGACUCUUCAUGGAAAGUGAAAGGCCCCUGGAUAUGCCGAGUCGAGGAAAGUUUACAGGUGUUGCCGUAUAUCUCAAAGUCCUGCUUUUUGUCCUGCCUAUAUGGAGACGCAAAUGGACUGAAACGCUAAAUGAAUUUGAUAAUUUGGUUGGAGUUAAGAUCGACGACCUGUUUGAUCCGAAGCGAGAUGGUGCUGCGAUGUUUGACAGUUCUUUUGAGAGGUCUAAGCUUUAUUUCACAGUUCUUCAGACAUUGAGGGUAUUCUCGGAGUGGAUUCAGGAGAGUGAACGAGAACUCCAACAGCUCAAACAGAACUUCGAUGUUAACAUUCAAUCUAACGCCGCCCGUCGUGGCUCCGUCGCUUCAAACCACGGCACCGCGUCUCCAGUUAUGUUCAUGAAAGAAAUCGAUGAGGCAUGGGAAGAACUCCUAGCUACACACGAUUCUUCUUCGAAAUACCUUUUAGAUCGCAUAGGAAAGAAAGAAGUGGAGAUCAAAAGUUUUAGAGAUGGGCUCUUCAGUGCCACUUCAGUACGGGAGGCAUCUCGGGCGACAGCAUUGAACCAAUACAUCCUAGUUUUCACAAUUGUCACCAUAUUUUACCUUCCCCUAAGCUACGUCUCGUCUCUAUUUAGUAUGGAUAUUUUCGAUUACGACAGCUUCCGUAACAGCCAAGCAUCAUUUGUUACCAUCACCAUCACGAUAGCAGUUUCUACCUGGGCAGUUUCGGCUGUAGUUCUCUGGCUACUUCAUGAUGAUGGAAGACUGUCCAGGUUCAAGGUAUCAUUAGGUCGAGUUCGAUGGAAAGCCAUUUAUCCUCCCCAAAAGCGCAAAUUUAAGGAAGAUGAACAAAGACCCAUAUUCUCGGGUAUAUAG